GAUGAUGAAUAUGUAGUAACAUCCUGCCAGUCAUGUUGAGGUAUCGUAGAGAAACAAAACAAAAAGAUGCCCAUCCUCGAGCCAUCCAUCCCCAUCGGCGGGGGUUUGAAAAGCUUCAGCACAGACCACCUCCACAUCGCGUUCGCGUUCUCCAAUCCUCCACCACUCCCAUCUCACUCUCAGUCUCAAUUCGAUAGAUCCUCAAAAUGUUUUGUUCUCUCAUUCACCUCUCUCCCUCCUAACAUAUGAAAUGCCCAUCUGUAUCGAGUGUCGCUAUCCGACUACCCAACUCUAUACCGAGUAUUCCGGAGGAUCAACGGGCCAUGGAGUACGAUUAACCGUCUGUAAGAAUUGCGGACGAUUUUGCGAUAAAUAUGUUGAGCAUGAUUUUGUGGUUUUGUUUAUUGAUUUGGUUUUGAUUAAGCCCCAGGUGUAUAGACAUUUAUUGCAUAAUACUUUAAUGAGAGAACAUGAUCAAUUUGACCCUUCAAUAAUCCGUCUCGGCAUUCUCCUCCUCCUCUUCGAUGUCUACCUAACAUGGGCACGUAUCGAAAAACAAACUUCCGCGCCCAUCUCUGCUCCUAUCGAAACAGAUAAUACGAAUUUCCUCCGCCUAGCCGCUCAACCCAUUGUAUUCCAAUACAUAUUCUUUCUAAUCCUCUGCGCCCUCUCAACACUAAGUUUCCACUUCUCUAUCCGCUUCCUCACAUCAUCGCCACUUUCGCCUCUAGUAUUCUUCGGACUCCUCCCAAAAUACACACGUCCAAAUUCCGUAUCUACAGCACUGCUAGUCUCGUCUUCUACGAAAUUAUUUCCCAUUUUGAUGGUGAUAUGGGAGUACGACGUGCCGGCUGCGGCGAGAAGUUUAGGAUGGGCUGUUGUUGCGAACAACGUGGAGGCUUUAAAGAUUUUACUGGAUUGUGGGUAUGGAACUGCAGCGAUAUUGGCGACAGUUGGAGCGAUUAGUAGGUGGAUGGUUGGGAGGGGAAUACUUUGGGCGGUGGGCUUGGAUGGGGUUGACACGGUUGGAGAUUCAGGGGUAGCGGCUGAUGGAAAGGCGCUUUGGGCGGUAGUAGAAUUGGGCAGGGAAUGGGGUGGGAGGUUAGGCUUAGGCUGAUUGAGAAAAGUGAAGAAUAGAAGGAGAUUUAUGAUAAAAUUAAUAGGAAUGCUAUCUAUCUCAAACA
Botrytis cinerea B05.10 is the source of this 1184-nucleotide messenger RNA. RefSeq names its product Bcarv1 (gene Bcarv1). NCBI's taxonomy places the organism in Eukaryota, Fungi, Ascomycota, Leotiomycetes, Helotiales, Sclerotiniaceae. Gene Ontology annotation, biological process: sphingolipid metabolic process; intracellular sterol transport; sterol metabolic process. The transcript is spliced from 3 exons. The record is from RefSeq and is a predicted model, not a curated record. The coding region runs from base 251 to 1117 and encodes 288 amino acids. Gene Ontology annotation, cellular component: Golgi apparatus; cortical endoplasmic reticulum.